AAACCAAAAAGUUCGCGUGGCAGAAACAUAAACUCAUCAUGCAGAGAAAAAUAUAGUAGACACUUACAUUAUUCUGGAGUGUCGUUGCCCAGAUAUGGUCGUUAUUGUUCAAGGGGUAUGAAUCCGGAAUACCAAGCACAGGCGCAGAAGCUGGAGGAGCUUCGUCGCGCGUAUGCUUCACGGAAUGCGGUGAAUGGUGCUUCUGGGAGUACAUUUGUAGGGCCUGUGACGGACUUGCCAGUGUCUCAUGGUACCACCACCACGUAUUCGAAUCAGCAGGCCAGACCCAGUGAUCCUCUUAUCUAUCCGGGGCUCUAUUCGCCCAGCGGCAUUGAUAUCAUGUCGAUAUUGAUCCGUGUUUACAAUCGUCCAAAUCCAACGAUACAUAUAGGAAACGUCGACGGUGCUGUAGCCUUGGUACUAGCCGACGCCGAAAAACCAGACUUACCAUUGGUAUACUGCUCCGAAGCCUUCGAAGCAUUAACCGGGUAUAAAAGCGACGAAAUUAUGGGACAUAAUUGCCGCUUCCUCCAGUAUUCACCAGGUCAGGCUCAUCAAGAUAUACGAGUCCACGAAGCCAAUGCACUCGCAAGAAAAGAGUUGCGUGAGAAAAUUGCGACAGGCGAAGAGGCCAGAGUAGAGCUUUUGAAUUAUAGAAAGGAUGGAAGUCUCUUUGCGAACUUGCUUACCAUUAUCCCUAUCGAUUGGGGCGGCGACGGCCAGGCAAAGAGGAGAUACAUCGUUGGUUUUCAAGCAGAUGGGAGGAGCAAUUUCUGAGUUGGCUUAAGCGGAGUAUGGAAGGAUAAUAUGAUCUGACAUAAAAGGCGUUUGGCUAUCACAGUACGACGUUGGAUUUUUUUCUUGGAGAUUGGUGUAUGGAGUGGCUGUUAUGCCCCGAAUCUGAAUAGCCAUAAGCGAGGAGUAUUUGGUAGACAUUGAGUCGUAUGUCCUAUUAUUUGACUUACCAGGUAUUCUUAGAUAUCAACA
Molecule: messenger RNA, 987 nt
Organism: Mollisia scopiformis
Lineage: Eukaryota; Fungi; Ascomycota; Leotiomycetes; Helotiales; Mollisiaceae
Exons: 3
Coding region: 118-777 (219 amino acids)
Cellular component (GO): nucleus
Source: RefSeq, a predicted model, not a curated record